GGAGGUCGGGUGGUAGGAGGCAGCUUGUCGCUCUUGUCGGGUCAGCUGGUACAGCAGCAGCAGCAGCUUCUCUCUGACAGAUGUGAGCCACUUUGUUGAACCAUGCGUGUUGACAGCGGCUGUAAACCCACAGAGCAGAUGCAGACUGACUUCAGCCUCAGCGCAGAAAUGAAUGAUCCGACAGUCCUGUUCGGAACUGGGACGAUUUGAAGAGGAAGAACUGUUGCAUCUUCGGAGUAACAAUCGAGGUUUUUUUUUUUUUCUUCCCUCCAACCCCACGCUCUCUGUUAUUUGUUAAAAAAUAUUGCCUGAAGAAUAGAGCAUAUAUGAUGAAAUGCAAGGCCAACCAGACCAGGACAUACGACGGAGAUGGCUUCAAGCGAAGAGCGGCGUGUUUGUGUUUGAGAAACGAGAAGGAGGACGAGGUGCUGCUGGUGAGCAGCAGUCGACAUCCAGACCAAUGGAUUGUUCCUGGAGGAGGGAUGGAGCCUGACGAGGAGCCCGGUGUUGCUGCCGUCAGGGAGGUGUACGAAGAGGCUGGUGUGAAGGGAAAACUUGGCAGACUUCUUGGGAUAUUUGAGCAGCACAAUCAAGACAGAAAGCACAGGACGUACGUCUACGCUCUUAUUGUGACAGAAACACUGGAGGACUGGGAGGACUCUGUUAACAUUGGUAGGAAGAGGAAGUGGUUCAAGGUGGAGGAUGCCAUCAGGGUGCUGCAGAGCCACAAGCCUGUCCACGCAGAGUACCUCUGCAGACUCGCGGACACCUGCAGCCCCCCUUACGGGCCUGUGUGUUGCCCCCGAACGAUGGACAGCAAGGCCCCUCACUAUGUUGUUUGCUCAGCGCAGGACUCAGAGCUCUUCAACAGAUAGGCCUUACAGCUGAGAGUUCCUCCACCGAUGGACUAUACUGAAGCAUUGGUUGCUUUAUGAACACAGGUUUUUCACUUGAACAAUACUAAUUUUGCAGGAAGUUAAAACAAAAACAA
Molecule: messenger RNA, 991 nt
Organism: Poecilia latipinna (sailfin molly)
Lineage: Eukaryota; Metazoa; Chordata; Actinopteri; Cyprinodontiformes; Poeciliidae
Gene: nudt4a
Product: nudix (nucleoside diphosphate linked moiety X)-type motif 4a
Exons: 5
Coding region: 327-875 (182 amino acids)
Biological process (GO): diphosphoinositol polyphosphate metabolic process; diadenosine pentaphosphate catabolic process; adenosine 5'-(hexahydrogen pentaphosphate) catabolic process
Cellular component (GO): cytoplasm; nucleus
Molecular function (GO): bis(5'-adenosyl)-hexaphosphatase activity; endopolyphosphatase activity; diphosphoinositol-polyphosphate diphosphatase activity
Source: RefSeq, a predicted model, not a curated record